This is a messenger RNA of Monopterus albus (swamp eel), 5129 nucleotides long. RefSeq names its product exostosin-1b-like. Gene Ontology annotation, cellular component: membrane. The record is from RefSeq and is a predicted model, not a curated record. The coding region runs from base 1030 to 3261 and encodes 743 amino acids. Gene Ontology annotation, molecular function: glycosyltransferase activity. Lineage: Eukaryota; Metazoa; Chordata; Actinopteri; Synbranchiformes; Synbranchidae. The transcript is spliced from 11 exons.
AGUCCCGCCCGGCUUGGAUGUGACGAGGACCAAUUGUAACGCAUCGUGCGCCGUCGGGGCAACGUCACACUGUCGUCAGCAGCCGUCCUGGUGGGACUGCCGUGCGGCUUUGCUUGGCUUGCAGUCUGCACAGCACCUCUUGUUUUUGUGUGUGUGAGCCACCACUUUAGCACUUUUCAGGACUGGAGAAAUUAGCCCAUUGGUUCUGUGGGAAGAGCGACAGAUAAGUUGUGGACCAAUGAAGAAACGUGUCUUUAUAGGGAGGAGAGAGACUGGCUGACUGUCUUUACUUCCAGCCAGCGUUAAAGCUACUUUGUUGCGACCGCUUAGCUAACAAGCUAACUGGGAAUGUUUUCAGAAACUAGCCAGGUAGUUAGCUAGCUAGGCCGGAGCCCUUCGCUGUCUAAAUUUAGCCAGCAGUUACAAAUAUACUUUUAACUUUCGAGGCAUUUAAUGAAAGAAGUAUGGCAAUGUGUUAGACAGCAUGUUGACUGCGUGAGGCUUCGGUGCUUGCUCGGUAGCUUGUUUCCAAUAGGAACAAUAGUAAACUGUCCAGGCUACAAGUCAGGCACACACUGCAGGUUUACCGACUCAGGUUUGUACUAAUUUUGUGCAGUUUGUUAUUAGAUACUGCUUGGUUCUUGUUAGCUAGAAAGGAAUAGUCAGCGAUAAAGUAAUAUUUUUGGACAAAGUAAAGGUAGCGUUGCACAACGGAAAGUAGGGUGCCACUUUAGAUACCCAUAUUGGAGUGUAUUUGGUCACUUUGUUGCAUAGGAGAACCUGUUGCCAGUCAGUCUAUACAACUAUUGACGAGGAGACGACGUGAAUGAACAACAUAAAUCGCCCACAUGCGUUGGAUCAGUUUCCGGACUUGUGAAAGGCAUCUGAAGCAGAAGGUGGGAGACCUGAGCGCACAACCUUUGCAGCCCGGGGGAAGAUGGCGGAACGUUCCCGUAGGAGGUGGUGAAACCAAAACUUGGGGACUUAUUAGGUUUAUCGACAGACAUCUUAUUUCAGAUCGUAGGACACAUGCAGGCCAAAAAACGGUACUUAAUUCUGUUCUCCGCCGGUGCGUGUCUUAUUCUCUUAUUUUGUUUUGGGGGGAUACAAGUCCCGCUAUCCAUACGGGGUCCACACGGGAGCGAUGAGCGCAGCCUCACCGGUUAUCACCCCGGGGCGCGGUGGCGUCGCUUCCCAGGGUAUCUUCAGCAUUUCAGCUCCUGGGAGCAAGACCGGAGCGACGAUCACAAUGAGCACAUAUCCCCUAGGCAAAAGAGAGACGCUUACUCAGGCGUUUACAGUGGAAAACGCUGCAGAAUGGAGUCCUGUUUUGAUUUUUCCCUGUGUGAGAGGAAUGGAUUUAAAGUUUAUGUCUACCCCCAGCAGAAAGGGGAAAAGAUGUCGGAGAGUUAUCAGAACAUUUUAUCCUCUAUCGAAGGGUCCAGGUUCUAUACACCUGACCCAGGACAGGCCUGCCUAUUUGUCCUGAGUUUGGACACUUUGGACAGGGACCAGCUUUCACCCCAGUACGUGCACAACUUAAAAGCAAAAAUCCAGAGCCUUCCUCUGUGGAAUGGUGGCAAAAACCACAUCAUCUUCAACUUGUACUCUGGCACCUGGCCUGACUACACAGAAGACCUUGGCUUCGACAUUGGCCUUGCCAUGUUGGCCAAGGCCAGUAUCAGCACUGAGAACUUUCGGCCCAACUUUGAUAUUUCCAUACCUCUGUUCUCUAAGGACCAUCCCAGGACAGGAGGCGAAAGGGGCUACCUGAAACAUAACACUAUUCCCCCUUUUAGGAAGUACAUGCUUGUGUUCAAGGGGAAGAGGUACUUAACCGGAAUAGGUUCGGACACUAGGAACGCUUUGUAUCAUGUUCAUAACUCAGAAGAUGUGGUCCUCCUCACCACCUGUAAGCAUGGGAAGGACUGGCAGAAGCACAAAGAUGCACGCUGUGAUAAAGACAAUGCAGAAUAUGACAAGUAUGACUACAGAGAGAUGCUGUACAACUCCACAUUCUGCCUGGUACCUCGAGGACGACGCCUUGGUUCCUUUCGCUUCUUAGAGGCUUUACAGGCAGCUUGUGUGCCUGUGAUGCUAAGUAAUGGCUGGGAGCUUCCCUUCUCAGAGAUCAUUGACUGGAAUACGGCAGCUGUGAUGGGGGAUGAAAGGCUGCUGUUACAGAUCCCCUCAACAGUGCGCUCCAUUCACCAGGAUAAGAUCCUGUCCCUGAGACAGCAGACCCAGUUUUUAUGGGAGGCUUACUUCAACUCUGUGGAGAAAAUAGUGUUGACCACACUGGAGAUCAUCCAGGACCGGGUACUACAGCACACCUCAAGGAGUAACCUCAUGUGGAACAGUUUACCAGGAGGUCUUUUUACCCAGCCUCAGUACUCGACCUACCUGGGAGACUUCCCUUUCUACUACGCUAAGCUGGGUGUCAAGCCAUACCCCAAGUUUACAGCGAUCAUCCAUCUGGUGACCCCACUGGUCUCCCAGUCUCAGCCAGUCAUGAAGCUGCUUGUGGCCGUGGCCAAGUCUCAGUACUGUGCUCAGGUGAUAGUUCUGUGGAACUGUGACAAGCCUCUCCCUGCCAAGCACCGCUGGCCUGCCACCUCAGUCCCUGUCAUCGUUAUAGAAGGGGAAAGCAAGGUGAUAAGCAGUCGCUUUCUGCCCUAUGACACCAUCCCCACUGAUUCUGUACUCAGUCUGGAUGAGGACACCGUGCUCUCCACUACAGAGGUGGACUUUGCCUUCACAGUGUGGCUGAGUUUCCCAGAUCGCAUUGUUGGCUACCCAGCCCGCAGCCACUUCUGGGACAGCAACAAGGAGCGGUGGGGCUAUACUUCCAAGUGGACCAAUGACUACUCCAUGGUGCUGACUGGGGCUGCUAUCUACCACAAAUACUACCACUACUUGUACACCACCUACCUUCCAGCCAGUUUGAAGACUAUGGUUGACCAGAUGUCAAACUGUGAGGACAUUCUGAUGAAUUUUUUGGUGUCGUCAGUCUCUAAACUGCCUCCCAUCAAAGUCACCCAGAAGAAACAAUACAAGGAGACAAUGAUGGGACAGAGCUCCCGGGCGUCUCGCUGGGCCGACCCAGACCAUUUUGCACAGCGUCAGACCUGCAUGAACAAGUUUGCCAGCUGGUUUGGCACCAUGCCCCUGGUCCAUUCUCAGAUGAGGCUAGACCCAGUCCUGUUUAAAGACCAGGUGUCCAUACUGCGGAAGAAAUACAGGGACAUUGAGAGGCUAUAACCCUCUAGAGCCUCCUUGCUCUCUGGACAUAACAAUGAGAGAGCAAGGGGGUGGACACGUCCAGAAACGCAGAGCCUUUCCAUGAAUGUGUGGAGAAGCAAAUAGGAUUGUGAACAGAGGGAGAGGAUGAAAUAAACUAAAACUGAUGUGGAGGACAGCAUGUGUUGCUCUCCUCUGUUGUGUCCUUUGUCCAUUUCACCUUUCUAGUCUUUUUGUCAUGUGUAUUGGGGGAUAGCUGAGCGCACAAGUCCCGCUACAUACAUUAUGACUACCACCAACUGAAAGACACCUUUAAAACUGCUCGACUUUGAACUGAAGUGGUCAAAGUCAUGGAGUUGGAGAGCCUGCGCCUUCAGUGUCCCAAUCCACUUUGAGCUCUGACCUGAUGAAAGAGACAGUCUCUUCUGCUCUGUACACUAAGCACAGGCUCCUGAACGUUUUUGCUGACAUAAAAUUAUGAUAAUUGUGAGUAUGAAGAGGAUAACACUAUUUUGGAUUGUUUAGCUAUUUUUUAUACAGUGAAUGAAUGGCCAGCACUACUCUCUCUGUAUCGUCUUAAUUAAAACCAAUAGCAGGGUGAGUGAAGAGAGAAUGACAACCCCUCAACCACAAAACUGAGUUCUGAUGGUGAUCUGAUAUUCACAGUGCCUCAAGUUUCUCCGACGGCGUCGGGAUGUGGGAGUCUGAGAAGAAGACACGGUGCAGAAAGGGCACCUUCAUCUUGCUGCGUUUCGUGUUUUCAUGAUUUGUGAUUUUCUUUAUAAUUGAUUGAAUUAUGGGUCUCCGAGUAAAUGUUUUGGUUCAGUAUUUACGUUUUUUUCACUGAAGUAUAAUGAAAAUGUGUUUUUAUCCUGGUGAGCAAACAAAAUUGUCAUUGUGUGCCAUUCUGAAUUUUUUGUUUCUGGUUAAGCUACAACAGUCUUAUACAACGAGCUGGAUUUCACAAAAUUUGCUAUGUGGGAAUAGAUAUCCACAGAACCUGAAGAGAGAUGCAGAGAAGGUUCAGUGGAAUUAUCAUUUCAACAAGAAGUCUUCUUCAUGCCCUGUUUCAUUUGUGAAGGUUUAUAUGCCAAGCUAUAAUUGGAACUUGAGUGCGCUCUGGCCUGAAGAACAACAGAGGAUGAUACGAAUUGCCCUGCUGAAGGGAGGCUGAGCUUGCCAGUUGAGCUACCUAUGGUUCUGUUUGACGCAAACCACUGUGAAAGCUAGAGAAGCAGUAAUUAUCUCUGCACCAUAGACCCAAUUUUAUUUUGUCCAGUGACAGAUUUGGCGGUAGACCUGUUGACGUGGGCUAACACUGUUUUCAUGUAGGAGUAUCAAACAGCAUUUGAUGUUGUCAUAAGUCAAGAGCUGUCAUCACAUUAAGUACUGUCUUUUUCCUGCUUGUCAUAAACAAAAAUCAACAGGAGUUCUCACCAAGCAUUUGUGAUGCUGUUAAAAGUGAUGGGGAUGAGCUGUGUACCUUUAGGGAGAGGCACUCUAUGAAGUAAUUCUCAUUUGUGCUUUUCCUUCAUCUUAAAUACAUGUCAUUAGAAGCUUUUAGUGGGCCACUAUACUUGAAGAAUGCCAAACUGUAUCUGUGGUAAUCACAAAUUUAAACAGCUGCUCUUCUCUGAGAGAUUUGGAUUGGCAAUAUGCUUUUAUGCUUGGGCCACAAUCAAGAAGCAAAAUGUAAGGAUGUUGAGAAUAUGUCCCAUUGUUUAGUAUGCCUCAUAAAUGACAUCUUGAUUAGUUUCUGUAUGUUACUUAUCUCAACCUGAAGCGCGCAUCAUUUGCUGCCAAACUGUACAUUGACUGCCAAGUGUGUGGAACAUGAAAUUGGGUUUUUGCGGAUGGAUCAAUAGGUUUAUUAACUUAAACAAUUUCUG